This is a messenger RNA of Owenia fusiformis, 949 nucleotides long. The record is from the annotation of a GenBank genome assembly. Lineage: Eukaryota; Metazoa; Annelida; Polychaeta; Sabellida; Oweniidae.
CAUUAUUCUAAUAUAAUUCGUACAUAGGAUUAUAGGCUAUGGAUAAAACUCAAAGGUUGUAGAGAAGAAGCUCUCUUUCAACAUCAAAAAUUAUUUGACAGGGUAGUUGAUAGCAAACGUAUCAUUUAAACAGACUGAUUAGUUAUAUAAUGGAAUGCAAAUUGAUGUUAGUUGGAUUAUUGUUUUUGGAAAUAUUACCAUUAAUAACAGGCGAAAUAUACAAAAUGUUUGAGGGUGUAUUUGAAGGUACCCCGAGUACAAGCAAAGCCGGCAUAACUACGCCUGACGAGUGUAUUGUCUCGUGUCAGUUUGAUGACACUUGCCGAGCAGUGACACAUCAUGGGGACACACUGCAAUGUGAUUUUCAUAACGCAACUUCGUGUUUACUUGGGACGCUUAAUGCGUUAAGCAUCUACAAUUACAAAGAUGACCCGGCAUGCUCAUUCCCUUAUCUUGGCUGUUACAAUGACGGUCGAAGUCGGGAUCUUUCUAGGCACAUGGGUUAUUUCUCAGCGACACAUGCUACCCCUUUAACAUUGCACCUCUGUUUUGGAUUGUGUAUUGCACAAGGUUACAAAUAUAUGGGACUUCAAGGCGAAGGAUGUUUUUGUGGUAAUGAUUAUGGUUCACGCGGUAAGGGCGAUGAAUCACACUGUAACAAGCCAUGCCCUGGUGAUCCAAAUACGAUGUGUGGAGGCCAUUGGAAAAAUUCUAUAUAUAGAAUAACUGAAUAAACUGCAUGUGUACACUCAAUAUUUCAAGUUUUAUCAAAUUACUACUUGUAGUAUACGUUAAAAUGCGAUGUCUCGAAAACGGUGAACUGGAUAGUAUCCACGGCCCGAUGAUAUAUUCCAUGACAUGAUGAGCUCAAGCAGUUCCUUUGAAUGGAAUGCGUUCUUUGCAAAGAAAGUAACAAUUGCAAUCUAAAUGGGAGUUUGCAAGAAUAAGC